AUGCCAAAGCGCAAGAGCCCCAGUGACGACGAACACGAAGACUAUGAGCACUCGGAGGAUGAUCAGCCAAAAACCGAAACUAAGGCAAGCCAAAAAAAGCGAACUCCAAAGGCAACCGAGGAGCCUUUAACUAUCAAGAAGCCAAAAAUUGGUUCUUCAGCCAGCCAAUCUCCAGGCUCGAAUAAAAAGUCAACCCAUGACAACGAUGUGGAGGUCUUCACCAGUCCUGAAGGUGAAAAAUAUGUUCAGCUGGGCCAAAAGAAACGUGUAACCGUCCGUGAGUUCAAAGGCAAGAUUCUUGUCGAUAUUCGUGAAUUUUAUGGUAAAGACAAGGAGGACGAAAAACCAGGAAAGAAAGGCAUCUGCUUGAAUCAGGAACAGUGGGCUUGUCUGAAAAAGAGCAUCAACACCAUCGACUCUUUCUUUGCUAACAAGUAA
Molecule: messenger RNA, 438 nt
Organism: Suillus subaureus
Lineage: Eukaryota; Fungi; Basidiomycota; Agaricomycetes; Boletales; Suillaceae
Product: transcriptional Coactivator p15-domain-containing protein
Exons: 5
Coding region: 1-438 (145 amino acids)
Biological process (GO): positive regulation of transcription initiation by RNA polymerase II
Molecular function (GO): DNA binding; transcription coactivator activity
Source: RefSeq, a predicted model, not a curated record